AUGACGAAGAAGCACCUUGGUCAAGCAAAGGAGACGAUGGCGGAUCUCCCACAGGAUUUGGCGGAGGAUGUUCUCUGUCGACUCCCGAUGACAGAUCUAAAACGUGUCCGACUAACUUGCAAAACGUGGAACGCCUUAUCUAAAGACAGCAGCUUCACAACAAAGCACCUUGCUCGUCAAGCAAAAUUAGCAGCAGCAAAGGACGAGUUUACGUUGGUCUUGAUGAUGGAUUACGAGAUGCUUUUGGUCAGCGUCAAUUUUGACGAGAACGCCGACGCGUUCAUGCGUGAAGUAGGCACACUUAUUAACCUAGACGGUUCAGAUCAAAUCGAUAUAUGCAUCUCUAAUGACAACACUAGGCUACUCGUUUGGAACCCUUAUUGGGGACAGAGCCAGUGGAUCAACCCCAUACAUAACUCCGACAGGUUGAACAGGUAUAUUUAUGCUCUGGGAUACGACAAGAGCACCAACUCCCACAAAAUCUUGAGCUUUGUCGAUUACACAAUCUUGAACCAUUUUGUUUACGAUGCUCCUCCUACCGCUGUUACUUUCGCUGAGUACAGUAUCUACGACUUUAACUCUCGUUCAUGGACGGUUCUUGAUGAUGUCACUCUAGACUGA
This is a messenger RNA of Brassica oleracea var. oleracea, 621 nucleotides long. Its product is annotated as putative F-box protein At3g23420. Gene Ontology annotation, molecular function: protein binding. Bases 1 to 621 code for a protein of 206 amino acids. The transcript has a single exon. The record is from RefSeq and is a predicted model, not a curated record. Lineage: Eukaryota; Viridiplantae; Streptophyta; Magnoliopsida; Brassicales; Brassicaceae.